GGAGCAUGUUUGGUUACAGAGCUGUUGAUAAUCAGUGAUCAGACUGCAAAUCUGUCUCUCUCUCUCUUUGUCUCUCCUUCCCUUCAAGUCCUACUGUGUGCCUGUGAGGAAUAUAAAGAACAUAGAACUCUUGGCUCUCUUUCAGCUGCAGUUGGAAGCCCGCUGUAGACUAUUUUUUUAGUAGUGAAUUUCUGAGUUGCCUUGCAAAUAUGGAAGGAAGGAAUGACUUUGAUGAUGAUGGCUUCUUCAUGUUCACGUCAGAGUCAGUGGGAGAAGGCCAUCCGGAUAAGAUUUGCGACCAAAUCAGUGAUGCUGUGCUUGAUGCACAUUUGAAGCAGGACCCCGAUGCCAAGGUGGCCUGUGAGACUGUUUGUAAGACCGGUAUGGUGCUUCUGUGUGGUGAGAUCACAUCUCGGGCUAAUGUGGACUACCAGAAAGUUGUGAGGGACACCAUCAAACACAUUGGCUAUGAUAACUCUGAUAAAGGUUUCGACUACAAGACCUGCAAUGUGUUGGUGGCUCUGGAGCAGCAAUCUCCUGAUAUUGCUCAGGGAGUCCAUGUUGACAGGCAUGAGGAGGACAUUGGAGCUGGAGACCAGGGUUUGAUGUUUGGUUACGCCACUGAUGAGACAGAAGAGUGCAUGCCCCUAACCAUUGUCCUUGCCCACAAACUGAAUGCCAAGAUGGCUGAACUCCGUUGUGAUGGCACCAUUCCUUGGCUUCGUCCAGACUCAAAAACACAGGUCACUGUGCACUACAAGCAGGAGAAUGGAGCUGUGAUCCCACUGCGAGUGCACACUGUGGUCAUCUCAGUCCAACAUGAUGAUCUCAUCUCGCUGGAAGAGCAGAAGAGGAUCCUGAAAGAGAAGGUCAUCCAGGCUGUGGUGCCAGCCAAGUAUCUUGACGAUAAGACCAUAUACCAUAUUCAGCCCAGUGGCCGCUUUGUCAUUGGAGGACCACAGGGAGAUGCUGGAGUUACUGGAAGGAAGAUCAUUGUGGAUACAUAUGGUGGAUGGGGUGCUCAUGGUGGUGGGGCUUUCUCUGGAAAGGACUACACCAAAGUGGACCGCUCUGCUGCUUAUGCUGCCCGCUGGGUGGCAAAGUCUUUGGUGAAGGCCAAGUUGUGCAAGAGAGUGCUGGUGCAGGUAUCUUAUGCUAUUGGAGUGGCCCACCCACUGUCUAUCUCACUCUUCACCUAUGGCUCUUCUGAGAAAACAGAGAAAGAACUGCUUCAGAUUGUCAACAAGAACUUUGACCUCCGGCCUGGCGUCAUUGUUAGGGAUCUGAAGCUGAAGAGGCCGAUUUACCAGAGCACUGCCUGCUAUGGCCACUUUGGCCGCUCUGAAUUUUCCUGGGAGGAGCCGAAGAGGCUGAAGUAUUAAAGCUGUGCAAGCCAGCAGAAAUGCUUCCACAAGACAACUGGAAAAACUCAGAAUAACAGAGAACAGUAACACUUGCCCCUGCUACAUAACACCGACAUAACCAUGCCAUUAACAUGUCAGGACAGGUAUUAUCUGCUGUUAUGAGUUGUCUUGACAGUAUAUGUCCAGCAAUAUAACAGGUCAUGUAGUGUUGUAGUCAAGACUAUUAGAGGCGAGACCGAGACCAGGAGUAGAGACCAAGACCAAGACUGAGACCACACCCAGACCAGAUUAAGGUUCUUUUUUUCAGAAUGUAAUAUAGAUAGAUAGAUAUAGUGUUCAUAAUACAUUAUAUCUUAGUCCAACUUUGCAUUGAAACUUUUGAAAGAAAAUGAUGGUUAAGGUUGUUCUCUGUCCAUUCUUCUAAAACUAAUUCAGAAUCACAACACAAAGUCAACUGAAUAUGAACUAAAAUACAUACAUCUGUUUUUAUUAUUUAAUGAAAAUAUAGUAAUAACAACAUUCCAAUCUGUUCUCAGGGGAUAUUUGAGUUUUGGACCCAAAGGACAUCAAUAAACAAAGAAUACCAAGUUAAGCCAUCAUGAAAAGAUCGUUUAGAUCCUCAACCAGCAGCAAACAGAUUUUAUGCAGGUUUUAAGUUUAUACAUGUAGAGCCAGGAGUCCAGCUUACCCCAAGACUGAAACAGGACUGAAUCAAAAUGAUGUUAAGACUGAGACGAAACCAAGACCAUCAAUUUAUGGUUCUGCAACACUUGUGUCUUGUUACCAUUACUGUUAAUUGUUAUGAAUAAAUGUGUUCUGUCUAAUGUGCUUGAGUUUAUUACGUUUGAUGUCAGUACGGCAAAAAAAUUAGCACGUGACAUAAGCUGUCAUAACAUCAAACAUUAUGGCAUGUGUCAUAAUAAUUAACAGUAAUGGUAAUGUCACUUUAUAUUACCGAACAAAAUCUGUCAUGACAACUCCUGACAGCAUGGCAUGUUUAUGGCAUGGUAACGUCAGUGUUAUGUAGAAGGGCUCAAAUCUCAUCCAAUCUCGCCCACUCCCAUCCCUCUCUCUAAAUCUUCAUCUGAACAUUUGGACAUUAUUACAUUUAUCUGAGGCCAGAGUGAAACACAUCAUCUAAUACUAAUGAAAAUUCUCAGAUGCUGUGUAUGUAGAAACCUGUUUGUCAUAUGUUAUUUUCCAAUUGAACAAACAAUCUUGUAGGAUUUUUAGCUUUCUUUCACUGACUAGUAAUGGCUGCCUUUGAAACAAACCCACCAUGUGGGGUUGCAUUCACCUUAUGGGUGAUACUUAGCAGGCAGUUCAGAGCUUCAAGCAGGCAUUUCUUCAAUAUAGUCAUAUCUUAAGUCUUAAGUCUCCACUCUUGGUGCUACAGUCAGUUCCCACUUCUCAGCUGUCUCACCUGACAGUUACAAAGGUCAGUUUUUGAAAUGAGAAUUAUGGUGAUCUUCACAGUAACCUGUUACAAAUGGCCACAAAUCACAGUUCAAUGAAUUAGUGAUCGUCUCUCCAGCUAUUGUCUCUUUAAUUCUACUACAGUUACUAUCUAAACGUCUAGCUGCCUGCAGUGUUCUCUUUAUUUAUCAGCAGCACCCAAAAGAACUGCUUCUUUUGAAUUUUAUAGUUUGAUAGUGUUUCUUUUUUGCAUUAAUUCUUUCUCUCUUUUUUUGUAAAUUCAGAUUGUAAUAUAAUAUAUGAAUCUAUAGAUCACUAAAUACCAUGCUUUGAAGAGUGGGCAUGAACUGGUGGACCACUGUAAGCUUUGCAUUAGAAAAGGCUGUUUCUAAUGCUUAGACGUUGCAGGAAGCAUACACCACAAGAAAUUAUCUGUGUGCCUUAUUGCUUAUAAAGUUUGCUUUUUAUACUCUCUGUAUGGCAUUAAUGUUAUUAUGAAAAUAGUGUAGGGGAGGAACCUUCAGACUGAGCUCAUGAGUGAAUGAUGCAUAUUUACAUGUAUAAAUCCACUGUGGUGAAAGAACACAUCGUUCAUCAGAGGCCAGUGUGUGUAUGUAUGAGUGUAUCAUCAUCAUCAUCAUCAUCAUGUAGAUGCUAUGAGAUGUUUGUCAGCCUCAGUGGGACUGUUGACCCUUUCUGUGGCCAAGCAUUCUCCAGAAGGUGCUACUCCUUUAGUCAUCCUUAUUCUCAUCACACAAGUUCUGUCUAAGAAAUUUGUGUCUUAUAAAUCUGUUAUCUGAUCAUGUAAAUAAUUGUGAAUAAUGAAACUAUUGAAAAAAAAA
This is a messenger RNA of Pygocentrus nattereri (red-bellied piranha), 3622 nucleotides long. RefSeq names its product methionine adenosyltransferase I, alpha (gene mat1a). Bases 210 to 1382 code for a protein of 390 amino acids. Gene Ontology annotation, cellular component: cytosol. The record is from RefSeq and is a predicted model, not a curated record. Gene Ontology annotation, molecular function: ATP binding; methionine adenosyltransferase activity. NCBI's taxonomy places the organism in Eukaryota, Metazoa, Chordata, Actinopteri, Characiformes, Serrasalmidae. The transcript is spliced from 9 exons. Gene Ontology annotation, biological process: S-adenosylmethionine biosynthetic process.